GUGCCGAGUAUGAACUAUUCUUAUAAACAUUGUUAUACAGAGGAUUUAAGGACUAAUUAUCAUGACUAGAUCAACCAGGCUCUAAUUGACUAAAAUCUACUUCUAAACUAUUUAUUAGAGGUUUAAUUAGGAUGAGAGUGUCUAGUCUCUUUCACCCAGACUCUAGUUGACUCUAGAUCUAAACUCUUACUGAGAGAAUAUAACAGAAUAAUGGUUGUGAUGUCGUUUAAGGCCUCGCUCAACGAGUCUAGUUGAAUUGAACCUAAAGCUUUUACGGAGCGAAUCUGAAGGAUUAACUUGACAGCAAUGUAUAGACUCUUUCAUCCAGACUCUAGUUAAGUAAAUUCGAAAACUUUUACGAAGAGAAUAUGAAUGUUUUAUUACGAAUAAAAUCCUAGCCUUGUUCACCAAGACUCUAGUUGACUAAACUCUACAUCUCAACUUUGAUGGGGCGAAUAUUAAGGAUUAAUUGUGAUAAGGAUGUCUAGCCUCGUUCAACUAGACACUAAUGGACUAAAGUGUGUGAUUAUCUAUAGAAGUGUAAUUAAAGAGAAGGUUCAACUGUUCAUAUUUAAAUCGUAUUGAAACGAUAAUUAUCUUUUCAGCGGUAUCGUUGUCAUUAAAUACGAUUGAAAUAUUACUCAUUAAAUACGAUCGGAAGAAAUAUUCAUAAUUUGGAAUAUUCAUCAUUAAAUUAAUACGAUCGGAGUAUUAAAUACGAUUGGAUAGUUACCCAUGGAAACACAGACACGAGUCCAAAAAAUACAACAAACUUUCAACAAUAUGGCUUCCAGGAAAUAUACUAAACAUUGUGUCGUCAUCCUCACUAUGUGUUACGUCAUAUAUUUCUACCAGUAUCAUUUAUUAACGUCAGAGAUCAGUUGCCCCCGUCUAAAGGAGGACAUCAAACAGUAUGAAAUAUUGACAGAUGAAGAACUUCGGCCAUUCUAUCAUCAUUUAAUUCAUAAUGCCAGCUCAAAAAUAACUUUUAAUUCUGAUACAGAACGAACAGAUUUCAAGAUGAAUUUGUUUCGUGAUCCAAGAUGGCGUAGUAGGAAGCCGCGGUUAAAGGUUCUAUUGUUGUCGUAUAUGAAUUCUGGGUCCACAUAUAUUGGUGACGUCAUCCGCCGUAAUCGUGACGUUUUCUACGUUCAUCACCCUCUGUUGGUGCUGCAAACGUUCAUCAAUGAAAACAAAGGCCGACUGAUGUUUUUAUACGAAAGAUUAGAAGUUUUAAAGAAACAUGAACUCAAGCUUGAGAAACGAGACAAUUUUACUCUGGAGGCCAACCGAACAAUGAAACAACUAGCGGAGGAAACGAUAGCAAACUUCCUCAACUGCAACUUCACAGCUCUUGAUUUCGCCAGCUUGUCAAACCUUCCUAGGAUCAAAGAUUCACAAACCACAAAGUUUCUUCAGUGUAUUAACGAAGGCAGCCUCGUGUCUUAUAUAAAGUGUCUUCAUUUGCUGUAUGAACUUUGCAACAAGACUAAUGUAAAUGUGGUGAAUUCGGUCCAGUUUCCAUUGGCGGUUGCCGAGUGGAUGAUGCAGGAGGACCCGAGUCUGAUGGUGGUGCAUCUGGUUCGAGAUCCAAGGGCGACUCUCUGGACACAGUUCAAUUAUGGCGUCUUUGACUGGAGUCUGAAAUUAUCCAAGAAAUCGCGUGGCUUCUGUAAACUAAUGAGACUUGACUUGCUGGCAGCGAAGGCAAUAUCACAGCGAUUCCCUAAUCGCCUACUUCUGAUCAGAUAUGAGGAUUUGCUUGACCAACCCGAAGAGACCUUUCAAUCUAUAUUCGCUUUUCUUCAGAUGAAUUAUACAUCUGAGAUACAGAGUUACAUCAAACAGACGGAAGUGGAUACGGAAUGCUGGGAUUGUAUUGAGAAAGACAACAAUGCCUGGAGAACUAUUAUGCCAUUUGAAGGCGCUAAAAUGAUCGAUUUUGAAUGUGAACUAGUGUAUAAAAUUUUGGGCUAUAUCCCAAUCAAGAACAAAGCAUACUUACGUAAUACUGACUUUAAAUUAGAAAUAAAAGAUACCUUAAUGUAAAGUCCAAUUAUUAACUUCUUAU
This is a messenger RNA of Patella vulgata (common limpet), 2071 nucleotides long. RefSeq names its product carbohydrate sulfotransferase 3. Lineage: Eukaryota; Metazoa; Mollusca; Gastropoda; Patellidae. The record is from RefSeq and is a predicted model, not a curated record. Gene Ontology annotation, molecular function: N-acetylglucosamine 6-O-sulfotransferase activity. The transcript is spliced from 4 exons. Gene Ontology annotation, biological process: sulfur compound metabolic process; N-acetylglucosamine metabolic process. The coding region runs from base 736 to 2049 and encodes 437 amino acids.